Dermacentor albipictus is the source of this 8157-nucleotide messenger RNA. RefSeq names its product brefeldin A-inhibited guanine nucleotide-exchange protein 3. Gene Ontology annotation, molecular function: guanyl-nucleotide exchange factor activity. Gene Ontology annotation, biological process: regulation of ARF protein signal transduction. NCBI's taxonomy places the organism in Eukaryota, Metazoa, Arthropoda, Arachnida, Ixodida, Ixodidae. The record is from RefSeq and is a predicted model, not a curated record.
CCGUAUGUCGCCGGCGGCAGGGAGAAUGAUCGGUCUAUAUUUUUAAUUUUCACUGCCACCGUAAGCUCGUCUCUAUCAAUUCCGUGUACGCUCAUAUGAACAAUACUGCAUUUGGACUAUCCAUUACGUCUUCCGCCUGCAUUGCGGCGCCUGACCGCGCGAAAAACUGAUUUUGUUCGUCGCGGCUUUGACGUGCUUUCGUGACAGCUGUGCUCACAAGUUGUCGAGUGUUUGCGGUUGCUUCGUGGACUGCAGUGCGCACCCAUGCUGCAUCUACGCGUACUGUUUGAGCACGUUGAGCCAACCUCGGCAAGAUGUGACACAGCCGAGCGUCUGCUUUAAGCAUGGAAGACAUAUUCCACAAACUUGUAAAGGAAGCUUCACAUCAGAAGCACCCCGCUUUACGUCAAGCAUGUCAGGAAGCUCAAGAGGCCUUGGCAAACAAGUACGCUUUGUUGAGGAAUCCGCCAUAUGAAGUCAGACAAAAAUGCUUUGACGCUUUGCAACUGGCGCUGGAAUCCAAAGAAAAGAAGCUUGUUUCCCUGUCCUUUAGUGGCUUACAGCAACUGCUUCGAGAGCAGCUCUUCAACCCAAACCUGGAAUGUGAUGACGAACAGCUGUGGCUGCCGUCUCAGUUGAUGCGAGCAAUCUCAUCUCUAGCUUCUCACACGGAGGAAGCACAAGUCGAAGGCUUGAAAGUCAUCCUACAGUGCUGCUGCCUUCAGAACUGGUGCCUCUCGCAAAAUGCAGUCUUCUCGAUCGUCACGCUAUGCCUGGACAUCUACAACCACGGCUCUGCUGGAACCAAGUCUGCUGCUGUGGCUUCGGCCAGCCAGAGUGUGCAGGGCUACGUCUCCUUCCUCUUUGAGUCUGCCGCAGAUGAUGCAGCAGACGAGGAGGAGAGGAAAAGUGUGGACGAAGGAUGCGAUCCCUAUAACGAAGGCCAUAUUUCUCCAUUUGAUGAAGUCGUGCCUCUGUUCCUCUUCCUCUGUGAAAAGCUGAAGGAAGACAAACGGAAUGGUGCCAGCUCAACGGCUCCACUGCUGCUGCACUGUAUUCAGACAGGUCUGAACUCUCUGAGAGGACAAGCCAGGAAAAGUCAGCCUUUUCUAGACUUUGUUUGGCAGCAGCUAUGCCCAAGGCUAGUGGGCUGCCUUGGCUCGCCACUGAAGGACAAGAACAUAGUGUCGGCGCAACGUUUUGAGAAAGGUGAAAUGGGCAGGGGAUCAGGCUGCCUCACAACUGCUCCCUCAUACCACGCUGAAGAGGCAAGGCUUGUCUAUGGCAUUGCCCUGGAGUUGGUGACCAUCGUGGGUGAGGUUGGAGCCCUGCGACCUGUGUUGGGGUCUCUGUUUCACCGGAUGUUGCUUUACCCUUUGCCCCAGCACUGUCUCGAGCCACUCAAGUUUGUCAAGCAGAUGCUGAACAACCCGGAGCAGUUGCUACAGUUUGCUGGGCCUCCUUUGUGGGAAGACACCAAAAACCCACGAUUGAGCAGCCUAGACCUGCUAAAAAUUGUUGUUGAUGGGCUUGGAGAGUGCUGCCACAGCAAUGAACCCAGUGUCUGCUACAUCAGCGUUGAAUGUGUGGUGGCGCUGCUGUCGAGUUUGGAAACCCUGGUUUCAGGCUCCAAAAUCUCGGACCAAAUGGCAGAACGCCUGAACUCCACAUUCCUGACAUUGCAGAGUGCAGAUUAUGUUGGUGCAUCAUUCCUGUACGAAAAGUCAGCUCGAGGUGGCAUUCGAAACGGUUGGCAACAGACGCACAUCAAAAGUGGAGAAACUGAAACUGCACCUGUGGUUGAAGAAGCACAAAUUUUGCACCAGACCAGCAUUAGCCGAAGCUCUGAUGUCCACUUGGAAGAUAUCCAGGGUUCACCGAAGCACUCACUCGUUAAUGAAGCUCUUGAAGUGUCAGAAGCAUAUGGUGUGGAGCCUCCUGAGCAGCUGCCCGUUGAAUGCAAAGGUAUCGAUGAAAUGAAAGAAGAGAAUCUUGAUCCUGGGACUCGUCUACCAGAACCAGGGGCAGGAGAUGCUAGGGAGCAUGUAGCAGUCACUCCAGAAGAGAGUAGUUUGCCAGAUGAGGAGCUUCAAAGUGGCAGCUUUAUGGAGUACAGCCAAGGUGAUGAAGCGUCAGAGUUUGCAGAUGAAAGCCUUUAUGACACUGACUUGGCUGAGAAACCAUUGGAAGAAAAAAUGGACAUCUCAGCUGAAGCAAGAACUUCUGUAAUGGAGAGAGCAGCAAAGACCUUGAUGAAAGAUGUCAACGAAAGCGAGCGGAACCGGCUGGAGAAGUUCUUCGAAUCUAACAACGAGUUUGCGGAGCGAGAGCGCAAGACAUCCAGGGAUUUUGUCAAUCACUUGGCCUCCUUUCUGCCGCGACUUCUGCACGUUCUCAGCUCCAUUGAGGCUGACCAGGAGCUGCAGCAGUUUGCCAGUGACUACGCAGAAGCCCUCUGGCAACAACAGCAGCAACAACACACUGGCACUGAACUCGAGAGCACGCCACAGCAUAUCACAAUUGUUAAUGCUGAUGGCAUCUACCUGGCAACCUAUUCAGCCCUCCUGUUGGACCUAAAACUCAUUCAUAGCGGAUACCGCAAGAAGCUCACUAGGGAAGUGCCAUUGACAGAGGAAAAGUUUGUGGACGAGGUGCAUGGAAGUGGCGUGCUGGUCUAUCUCUCAGCAACAUGGCUGUCGGAGCUGUACCAGCAAGUGCUUUCUAGAAGCUUGCUGUGUGAAGCUGGAUAUGAACCUGAUUCCAAGACAAACCUUGCACUCAUCAACUUGCUCACAGAUGUAGAUGGCCUGGGAAGUGAUCAGUUAGGUUCACGUCAACUCUCUGAUUAUCGAAGACUUGAGAGGGCUGCCACCAAUGUGGUGUUUACACCUCACAUGCUGGCUGGCAUGAAGUUUGCUCGCCACGUGCUGACUGCCUGCUGGGACACUAUGCUGGAGGUUCUGUCGGUGCUCCUUAAUGGCACCAACUCCUGUGGCAUUGCAAGCUCCUUGGGCCUCUUGCUGGGCACAGAUGGUGCCAAGGAAGACCAUCGCAAGGCCCGGGAGGCUGUGGCCAACUGCCUUGAUGGGCUGCAGUGUGCUGCCAAGCUCUGCAACGUCCUUGGCCUGCAGACGAAAUGUGGGGCCAUCUUUGCCCAGCUGGCAGCGGCAUCGUGUCCGGUUUUGGACCCCAGUGGGGCUGUUGCAGGCCACUCGCGUAGGUCGGCUUCCAGGAAGGACCGUCUCCGCAAGACAAUGCUCUCUAGCCGCAGCAAGUCUGUGCGGCUGCAUGCAUCGCAUGUUCUCAGUAUGGAUGUCCUGCUCAGCCGGGGCCUUGAACUGGGAAGUCACAGCGCUGUGUGCUGGAAGCACGUGUUCAGGUGCUGCAGCUACAUAUUGGAGCUGGAACAGAGCUGCUUCCAGGUUAAGCCAACCUCUUCAUCACCUUCGGGGUCUUCUCACCUGAAGCUGCAGCUCUCCUCCUUCUCGUGGGGUGAAAAGGUUCAACAGGCACUGAGCCCAAAGCCCCAGCCUUCCUCUGACUGUCUGCUGCUUCAGCCACCAUCUGAGCAGUUUGAGGAGGAAAUGGCAGUGGAAGCCCUGUCAAUGCCUGGUGUUGGUCAUGCGGGCAACGCCAAUGUCGGGGACCUGGUGAAGAAUGCCACCCAAGCCACUGGCUCCUCCAUCCUCGUGGGCAAGCAGCUGCAACCAUUAAUAGAAGCACUCUCGCAGCUGGUCGACAGGCUUUUUGAUGAGGCAGCUGGCAAGCUGAACCUCUGUGCUUUGGUCGACUUCCUGUCGGAGCUCUGUGCUGCCAGCCGGAACCAGCUGUUCAACCAUGGCGCCCCGAUCAGCGCUCGCCACCCUGUGCUGCUGCUGAACAGACUGAGCGAGGUUAUGCUUCGAUGUUCCCGUGGCGGUCGACCACUAGUGCACAUCAUGAAGGCCUGGAGUGUCGUGGCUCCUCACUUUGUAGAAGUGGCUUGUCACAAGGACCACGUGAUUGCCAAGAGGGCAGUGGCUUCAAUCCAUGACAUUGUGGGUGCCCUGUUGUCGACACACAUUGAUCUCCCUCACUUCCACUUCAAUGAGGCGCUGUUCAAGCCUUUUGAGAACAUUCUCUGCCUGGAGCUCUGUGACGUUGACAUUCAGGAACAGAUUGUGAGCUGCAUCUGUGAGUUUGUCGAAGGAUCAACUGCAGAGAUUCGCUCUGGUUGGCGGCCACUGUUUGGUGCUCUGCGGGCUGUGCGUAUGCCAUGUGCUGUAGCAGGACCCCACAGUCAACAUGGCAGCUCCACCAGUAGUGCCAUAUCAGAAAGAGAACAGCUGGAAAGAACUCAUCACCUGCGAGUAGUUCUUGACGUGUUUGAUGCCUUCCUUGGCACGGACAAUCCAAGUGUCUUUGCUAAUGCUGCUGUGGACUGCCUCCUCUGUCUUCUGAAGCAUGUCCGAGGACCAGCUGAGUUGCAAGACCAGGCUGACCCUGAGGCAUGCCUUGCUCAAGACGUGGAGGUGAUCCCACUCAACUUGUGCCAAGCUGCCCUGCGCUACCUGGAGAGGUGUGCCCAGAUGCUCUCCUCGAUGUACCUGAUGCCGGCAUGUCCCGUCUUCCACUCAGCUCGCAGGAUCAAGUUAAACUCUGAGCCCAACUGUGUAGAUCCAGUCUUGCCCAACAUGGAGCUCAUUCUGUUCAAGGAGCCAGAUUCUGUGUCUCAACACUCCGAUAACGAAAACGCAAAUGACGAGGGGGCCAGCAAGGUGUGGUACAUUCAGAAUGAAAUAGCUGAAGAGCGAGUACCCGCCUUCGUUGACCAGACCGUGAGCCUGGAAGAGCUUGAUCGGCCAACAGGAGUGCUGCAUGUGUGGUUUCUGCUGCUGGAGGGCCUGGCUGGGGCAGUGGCUACAUGUCCUCGCCGCUACCAACCGCACACAAUUGACACACUCUUUCAGAUGUUCAGAGGACUUCGAGAGGUUCCUGGGCCAGAAUUUGGUGUCUAUGCCGUGAACCACUUGCUCCUUCCUAUGCUCCAAGGAUGGUUGCGUCGAGCAUCAAAAACAUACCGUGGUUGGGAUGGCUUUGCCAACAACUUCAAGCAGUGCUGUGGCCUGGCGACAGAGCUGGUGGUGGAAUACCUGGGGGAGCUGUCAGCAUCUGGUGCUCUCACCCAAGUACGAGGUCUCAUGCUUAUGGUUCAUCAGCUGUUCCUGGUAUUAGCCGAGUGCAUUGCUCAACCAGUGGAGGUUGUGUCAAGGCUUGGAUGUGCCUGCAUGCGGCACCUGCUGGUGAGCGGCGGCCCUUCGCUGUCUCCCGACCUCUGGCGCGUGGCGACGUCGAGCGUGUGGCGGGCCACGCGCGCCACCCUGCUGUCGGCCCAGCAGCUGAUGGUGUGUUUCCACGCCGGCUCGGAGAACUUCUACGGCGACGUGGGGCAGGCCAAGGUGGCCGUCCGCAGAGACUGCACCCGCCAGGAGGCCGACCGCCUCAGGCAGCUCUGCCGGCAGGUGUUCCUUCUGGACGCCCAGCGCGCCACCAUGAGCGUUCCGUCGUGCCGGGCGGAGUCGGCGCCCACAGCGGUCGACCAGGAAUGCUCGUUCAUAUUCCUUCUACACCCGCCUGACAGGGACCACGUGCCGGCGACGGCAGCGCACCCCAGCAGCUAUGUCGUCCGGGUUCCGUUCCAGCAGCUGGUGGUGGGGCUUCUGUCUCACCAGAUUCUGCUGCAGACGCUGGCCACGCUGCUGCUCGAAAGCACGCGGUUCCGGCUGCCUGCCCUUGCCAGCGUGCUAGCUUGCCCCGCGUCACCCGCUCGCAGCAAGGAACAACCCGGGCAGUACCGCCUUGCCGGUCAGCUGGAAGUCAUACCCUUGGAACAGCUUCGCAGCCUGCUGUCCGUGCUCGAGGAAUCUUACAGCACGGCCACCGACUUCGACGAGAGGCCGGGCCUCAAGUUCUUGGUGCAGAAAGUCGCUCGCUGCGAAGUGGCCGCCAACCUAUUCAAGCAGGCGGCCAUCAGCUGGGCCAUUCAGGCCGUGGUCCUGCUCGAGCUGUGCUUGGGCCGACCCGCUGCUCAGCCGCUCACGAUGGACGUGGUGAACCGGCUCGUGGCGUCCGGGGGGUCUCCCGAAAGCGCCGGCGACGGAAAACGGGAUGGAGAAGAAGGCUCCAACGACGACCGAGGCGAUGUCAGCGAAGGUGACGACAGCGAAGGUGACGAAGAGCCCGAGCGAAGAGCACGCGCGGGAGGUUAUCGGCAAGUUCAAGACGAAAUCGAAGACUCGAAAGGAGAGGACGAAAAAGCCGAAGAGAAGAAUGACGUUGUCGGGAAGGAAGAAGAAACGCUGCAAUGCGAAGAAGCCACGAAGGAUGGCAGUGCUGUUGGUGCUUUCGAGGAGGAGAGUGAGGGGAAAGCAGACCAGGACGAGACGGCCCGGGACGAACCUGAGCGGGACGCAGCUACAGGCGAAUGUGUAAUUCAGGGUGAGAGCGCCAAUAAUGACGUAGCCCAGAUUGUCGACAGUCACGGCGAAAGAGGCGAGAACAUCGAGUGUGGAAAGAAAGAAGAGAGCGUGGAGAACUUAGGAAAGUGCGGGGAUGUAGCUCAUCCGGCACGAAAAGACGGCAACGUGUCGUCGUCAUCGUCUGAAGUAGGACCACUCGAAGACAGGGAAAACAGAGGAAAAGCACCGAUCGACUCCUUCGAUGAGGAUAAGUGCCAGUGGAGAAAGAGGAGGCGACGACGGUUGCGCAAAGAGAGGCACAUUUCCGAGUCCCUGAGCAUCAGGAGAGCUAGGAACAGCGUUAGCGAAGCUAGCGGCGAGGAGUGGAAUCCGUACCGGCGGCUACGGUCCCUUUUUGCCGAGCUCUGCGCGCAUUACGCGCGGGUAGCUUCUCCCGAGGCCAAGGAAGGCGCCAUCUUGGAUCGCGUGAGCGACCAGCCCAUCUUCUUCCUCAUGGCGCAACCGGAUACCCUCCCGGAAAUUUUGCCGGACAGACGCAUAUCGCGGGCAGAGAGCGCCGGCUCCGCUGCGGGGUCCGAGCCAGCGCCUCGCCACCCGAUUCCACUACUGGCGACCGACUCGUCGUCAGACUCUUCCGAGCCCGAGAUGGCGGCCGCGUCCGAGUCGGCGCUGCAGCCCGACCGCGUCUACUCGAUCGUCACCGAGCGCGCCAUCCAGUCCAUGGUGUCCGAGUACAAGCGGCGCAAAACGAGGCACUCGAUGCCGGCCCCCGUGCCAGCGGCACCGCCUUCGACAGCAGCAGGCACCCUGCGCCACCAGAGGUCGUCAGUAAGCAGCGUCGUUAGCAAGAGGUCCUCCCUGUCGAAGGGCGCGUCGAUGGGCUCCGAAGAAGGCGCAGCGCUAGCCGACAGCGUCGGCACUUCGCCUCCCCCACUGCCUACAGAGGUGGAGAACCAGCGCAGAAACUCCAUACUCAAGGAUGCAGAAGCUCACGUACAAGUCUGGUCCCAACUUGCCCAAUCUGUUCUUGAACUUCACCUUUCUCUUUGCGAGGCUGAGUUCUUGGCCCUAGUUCCUGUUUUCUAUGCAGGUGUUGAAGUGCUAAUCAAUUGUGGGCCUGCAGAGCCUGAGUUGAGGGCACUGACUGUGGACUGGCUGCAUCGCGUGGCUCUUAGCUUAGGCUUCAGUGGCAGCCUGACAUCUUCCAGCAGCUUGCGGCGACACAUCUAAAUAAUGGGAAACGAGCUUUGUGUGUUGGUGUUCUCUAUAAGGUGGCCUAAAUGUUGAGCCCAGCUUUAUUGUUACUGAAUUUUAUCCACUGGCAGCACAACUUCUGAAUGAGCCCUUAGCAAUCCUUUUAAAGAUUUCUGCCAACAUUGCUGCCUAUAGCUCACUUUGUGGGACCAUUUUGGCCUGCUUGAUCUUAAUUAGUUCUGCAGUAUUGUAACGAGACACCAAUAUGAAGCAUUGCUAUCUUUUUAUUUGUUUUAAGGUGACAGAUGCUUUCACAUGAUUAUGGCUUUGCUCAUUUUGGCCGCAAUGUGCUUGUCCUGCAGUUGAUACUACAAGCAGCUUGACUUAGUUCAAUGUAAAACACACAUGUAAAAAUUGAGUUUCACUGUAAUUUGAGGAAGAUCACACAAGCUCCAUUCACAUAACACACUUUGUUUAUGCAGUAAACAAAGGUUUCAGCACAUGA